AUUUUAGUUUGGAAAAAAAAGUGUUGGAAAAAAUGUCAAUUUGGAGUAAAUUGCGAGAAGAUUCCAUAACUAAACGCCAUGUUCAAGUUGAAGAGUUAAAAAAAUUAGAUUCACUUAAUUUGCAUAAAUUGACUUUGAUAGAUUCAUCACACCAAAAUAUACAAGUUUUACAGCCAAUUCCUGCUCAAAAUAACUCUAAGGUGUCUUCAAAUGAACCCAUAAUUUCAAAAAAUAUUAAUAUAUCAGAUUUUGAAUCUGAUACAUCCAGUCCAUUUGAUAAUAUGGAAUUGAAAACUAUUAAUGAUUUAGAAGAAUUAGCUACUGUUUUAAAACCUACAUCAAUUCCUUCAACAAUUCAAUAUGAUAGUUCUCAGAUCAAAAAUUCAAUAAUUUCUCAAUAUAAUACAAAAUCUACUUUUAAUGAACAUAUAGAUGAUAGUUAUAUAGUCUAUCAAUCUGUUAAUCCUAGUACACAUAUAACUCAACCAUUUCAUACUAUUCCUAAUACAAUGUUGAGUAACAAUAAAAACACACUAAGUGUACCUUUUGUUAGUAUGUCAAAUGUACUUUUAGAACUACAAGAUGACCUUAACUCAAUAAAAGAUAAU
This is a messenger RNA of Daktulosphaira vitifoliae (grape phylloxera), 608 nucleotides long. RefSeq lists its product as uncharacterized. The record is from RefSeq and is a predicted model, not a curated record. Lineage: Eukaryota; Metazoa; Arthropoda; Insecta; Hemiptera; Phylloxeridae. The transcript has a single exon. The annotation marks the transcript as partial. Gene Ontology annotation, molecular function: ubiquitin binding. Gene Ontology annotation, biological process: ubiquitin-dependent protein catabolic process via the multivesicular body sorting pathway. Gene Ontology annotation, cellular component: ESCRT I complex.